Molecule: messenger RNA, 309 nt
Organism: Ilex paraguariensis (yerba mate)
Lineage: Eukaryota; Viridiplantae; Streptophyta; Magnoliopsida; Aquifoliales; Aquifoliaceae
Source: the annotation of a GenBank genome assembly
AUGGGAUUGCAAGAGAUCUCUUUAAACAAACAAAAUGACCUAGUAAUGGUAAGAGGGACUAUGGACGUGGAAGUUCUGGUGAAAGCAUUGAAAAGGAAGCUCAAAAUAUUGGUCGAGAUUGCUGAAUCGAAGAAGGAAUGCCGCCGCCAGGAGAGUGGGAGUGUCAAUGUCAUUGGCAUUGGUGGUAGCGGUGACAAUGGCAGAGAUGGUGAGAAGAAAGAAAAAGGCGGUGGUGUGGAGUGGUGCAAAUUUGUCGAAUUUAUAGCUGACAUAUUUCAAAAAAUUACUGAAUUUGUCUUUGCUGCAUAA